CAAAGCCACAAACCCGACUUGUGAACCACUGACUUCUGAUACACCGUUGCGACGUUGCAUUAUUCUGCUUCCACCGUUACUAACAUUUUUACAGCUAGUGACAGUGUACGACCGAACGUUGAUCAGGGUGGUGGUGCGGGUGCAGCCAUGUCGAGUAGCUUUCGCAGUCGGAGGACAUUGCCGAUCGAGGAGGAUGGCGAGGACGCGCCACGCGCCGACCUGCUGCCCGGUCACCAACGCUCCGACAGGAGAUCCGCUAGCUCCACCAACCUUGACCAGCAUGUCGUGCUCGGCUCGCACUCGCCCGGGCACGUCGUCGUCGACUUGCGGCCAACGGCGGCCAACGUCGACGGCGGCGGCAAGCUCGAGCUCGACCCCGUCGGUCGCAUGCCCGUGCAUUUCGUGCUUGCGUUCCACGACCUGACGUACAACGUCGGGCGGCCGAGGAGGAUGGCGUUUUGGCGGCGGAGCCGUCACGUCGAGACCGACGCGACGACUGCACGCGGGGGCGGCGCGAGGGCGCGGGAGGGGGCGCUGCUGCUCGACGGCGUCUCCGGGGAGGCGCGGGAGGGGGAGAUCAUGGCCGUGCUCGGCGCGAGCGGCGCCGGCAAGACCACGCUGAUCGACGCGCUCGCCGACCGGAUCCAGCGGGACAGCCUCCGCGGCGCCGUCACGCUCAACGGGGAGCCCCUCGGCGGCCGCAUGCUCAAGGUCAUCUCGGCGUACGUCAUGCAGGACGACCUCCUCUACCCGAUGCUCACCGUCGCCGAGACGCUCAUGUACUCCGCCGAGUUCCGGCUCCCGCGGUCGCUCUCCGCGUCCAAGAAGGCGACCCGGGUGCAGGAGCUCAUCGACCAGCUCGGCCUGCGCGCCGCGGCGAACACCAUCAUCGGCGACGAGGGGCGCCGCGGGGUGUCCGGCGGCGAGCGCCGGCGGGUGUCCAUCGGCAUCGACAUCAUCCACGACCCCAUCAUCCUGUUCCUCGACGAGCCCACCUCCGGGCUCGACUCCACCAGCGCGUUCAUGGUGGUGAAGGUGCUGCAGGGCAUCGCGAAGAGCGGCAGCGUCGUGAUCAUGUCCAUCCACCAGCCGAGCUACCGCAUCAUCGGCCUCAUCGAUCGUCUCAUGUUCCUCUCCCGAGGCCGGACGGUGUACUACGGCCCGCCGGCCAGCUUGCCGCUGUUCUUCUCGGAGUUCGGCCACCCGAUCCCCGACGGCCAGAACCCGGUCGAGUUCGCGCUCGACCACGUACGCCAGCUCGAGGCCAUCCCAGAAGGAACCGACGAGCUCGUGGAGUUCAGCAAAGCGUGGAGAGAGAAGGCGUUGGCCCGUGCAGUCUCGUCGGCGGCAUGCACCGGCCGCCACGACAAGCCGUCGCUGCCGCUUAAGGAGGCCAUCAGAAUGAGCAUCGCCCGUGGCAAGCUGGUGUCGGGCGCCACCACGAGCACCGGCGACAACGGCACCGCGGCGGCGGCGGCGUCCACGGCCAAAGUGGCGACGUACGCGAACCCGUGGUGGGCGGAGGUGUGGGUGCUGGCGCGGCGGGCGUUCACCAACACGCGGCGCACGCCGGAGCUGUUCCUGAUCCGGCUGGCCACGGUGGUGGUGACGGCGUUCAUCCUUGCCACCGUGUUCUGGCGGCUGGACAACACACCCAAGGGCGUGAACGAGCGGUUCGGCUUCUUCGCCAUCGCCGUGUCCACCAUGUUCUACACCAGCGCCGACGCGCUCCCGGUGUUCCUCGUGGAGCGCUACAUCUACCUCCGGGAGACGGCGCACAACGCCUACAGGCGGUCCUCCUACACGGUCUCCAACGCCAUCGUCGCCUUCCCGCCUCUGGUCGCGCUCUCCCUCGCCUUCACGGCCAUCACCUUCUUCGCCGUCGGCCUCGCCGGCGGCGCCGGGGGUUUCCUCUUCUUCGCCCUCAUCGUGCUCGCCUCCUUCUGGGCCGGGAGCGGCUUCGUCACGUUCCUCUCCGGCGUGGUCCCCCACGUGAUCAUCGGGUACACGGUGGUGGUGGCCGGGCUGGCCUACUUCCUCCUCCUGAGCGGAUUCUUCAUCACCCGCGACCGCAUCCCGAGCUACUGGAUAUGGCUGCACUACCUGUCGCUGAUCAAGUACCCGUACGAGGCGGUGAUGCAGAACGAGUUCGGGGCGGAGGCCGGGAGGUGCUUCAUGCGCGGGGUGCAGAUGUUCGACGGGACGCCGAUGGCGAGGCUGCCGGUGGAGACGAAGGUGAGGGUGCUGGAGGCGAUGAGCAGGUCCAUGGGGUUGGAACUGAACAGCGGCUCGUGCAUCACGACGGGGCCGGACAUACUGGCGAGGCAGGCGGUGACGGAGCUCGGCAAGUGGAGCUGCCUCUGGGUCACCGUCGCGUGGGGUUUCCUCUUCCGCGCGCUCUUCUACCUCACGCUUGUGCUCGGGAGCAGGAACAGGAGGAGGUGAACGCGCGUGCGGCAAUGUGCAGCUCGUGUGAUCGUCUUGUGGUGGAUCGUCUCCGAUGGUAGGUCCGCUUCUGAGACGUGUUGGCGUUAAUGGCGUACACCACCGCGUUUUCUGAUUUGUCUUGGCCCAAUAACCUAUGAUCUGCGUGUCGAUAAUGGGCCAAUAUAUAUACUCCCUCCGGGUUGAUAAUACUUGUCGUUUUAGAUAAGGGCAUGGUCUUCAAAAAGUAAUUUUGACAACUAUUUUCUAUUAUAAUAUAUAUAGAAAUAUCAACAAAUAUAUGGUUUUAUUGAAGUAAUUUUUAAGACUAAUCUACACAUAUGGUUUUUAUAUUUUUAAGAUAAAUAUUUUAGAAAUUAUUUGUAGUCAAAGAUUUUAAAAUUUAACUUUACCCUUAUUCAAAACAACUAAUAUUAUCAACCCGGAGGGAGUAACAAUUGUAAAUGCCCUAAUGGCUCAUUUGUAAAAGGAAGGAAUAAGUUCAUCGGAGGUCCCAACGAAUCCGAUUUUCUGUCCUUCAACCAGAAAAACAGAUACAACGGGUCCCUCAGCCAUCAAAACUAGUGCAGAUGAGGUCCCUCGGCGGUUUUGGCUGACGUGGCGCCUACGUGGCCAAUUUGACCUGCUCUUCAUCUGAUGUGGCAUUGACAUGGCGCUUACGUGGCAAUUCAAUCCGGGAAAAUAAUAAACCUCGUGGGACCCACAUGUCAGUUUCACAUAGAAAUUGAUAUAAAAAAUGGCAGGCCAAUGUGGGUCCCACAUGUCAUUCUCAGCCCCCCCUUCUUCCUCCUCUCUCCCCAUCUCCCUUUCUUCAACUCUCUCUCCCCGUUCCUCUCUCGCGACGGUGGCACGACUCCGGCAGCCGUGGCCCUAGCUGCGGGAGGCGGGACAAGGCGCCGGAUGGCAGAGACGCGGACUCGGUGGCGGCAGCGGCGGAGGAGGAGGCCGUGACGGUCGAGCGGCACCGCGGCCGGAGGGAGAUGGAGCUCGGGGGCAGAUGGCGGCGGGGGAGGGGGCGGGACGAAGAGGAGGAGAAGAGAGGGGGAGAGGAGGAUACGGUGACGGCGGUGGCAGAGGGCCCCGAGAAGAGGCCUCCCGGGACCCGGCGGACUCAACGUCGGCGACAGUGGUGGCGGAGGAGGAGGCCGUGGUGGUCGAGCGGCGCCGCUGCCGGAGGGAGAUGGAGCUCGGGGGCAGAUGGCGGCGGGGGAGGGGCGGGACGAAUAGGAGGAGAAGAGAGGGGAAGAGUAGGAUACGGUCACGGCGGUGGCGGCGGCCAAGGGCGGCGCCAUGGGAGGAAGGUGAGGUCCGUGCGCCUCUAGAUGCUUCUUCCUCCCUCGCCGUGGCUCGACUUCAGAUGACGAGCAGUGGGAACAUCCGGAGGUGGCAGAGGCAGGCACGGUGGGCGACGAGGAGAGGGGCGGCGGCCGCCGACGGUAGGCCCAUGGGGGCGGGAAUGGAGAAGGCUGCGCCUCCACGCUGUCCGCAUCUCUGCCGGUGAGAGGAGGGAGGAAAGAAGAGAGAGGUGAUGAUGGUGAGAU
Oryza sativa Japonica Group (Japanese rice) is the source of this 3986-nucleotide messenger RNA. Its product is annotated as ABC transporter G family member 6. Gene Ontology annotation, biological process: transmembrane transport. The record is from RefSeq and is a predicted model, not a curated record. Gene Ontology annotation, cellular component: membrane. NCBI's taxonomy places the organism in Eukaryota, Viridiplantae, Streptophyta, Magnoliopsida, Poales, Poaceae. Gene Ontology annotation, molecular function: ABC-type transporter activity; ATP binding; ATP hydrolysis activity.